AUGCCCAUGGUACCAUCUGCCAGUCAUCAAGGCGUUCUAUCGGAUAUAGAAAGUGCUAUGAGAGAUGCAAAGGACUCGAGAAUGCCGCCACUAUUUACCAGCGGUGCGCUGCCUGAUAUGGUGAUUCAGCAGGCGGUGGAAGCAGUGGAACAGGAAGGCAUUGUGUUUAUCGACGAGAUAGAUAAAAUUUGUUCCAAAAGCGGAAGUGGUGGAUAUCACGGCCCAGACGCAUCUGAUGAAGGCGUGCAGAGGGACUUGUUGCCUCUACUAGAAGGGUCCACCGUGACAACUCGUUACGGCGACAUCAGGACGGACUACAUAUUGUUUAUCGCUUCAGCGUUGCUAGCGACGGAGGGCAUUGUUCUAGAUUUCAGAGAUGACGCGAUAUCAGAGGUGGCUCGUGUGGCGUGGGAAAUAAAUUCCCAAGUUGAAAACAUCGGAGCCCGUCGUCUCCACACAGUCAUCGAAAAGGUCUUGGACGACAUCAAUUUGAAUGCUUCGCUCCACGCUCCCGGAGCCACGUGA
Eimeria necatrix is the source of this 525-nucleotide messenger RNA. RefSeq lists its product as hypothetical. Gene Ontology annotation, molecular function: ATP hydrolysis activity; ATP binding. The coding region runs from base 1 to 525 and encodes 174 amino acids. The transcript is spliced from 7 exons. Lineage: Eukaryota; Apicomplexa; Conoidasida; Eucoccidiorida; Eimeriidae. The record is from RefSeq and is a predicted model, not a curated record.